Molecule: messenger RNA, 4584 nt
Organism: Exophiala bonariae
Lineage: Eukaryota; Fungi; Ascomycota; Eurotiomycetes; Chaetothyriales; Herpotrichiellaceae
Exons: 2
Coding region: 1-4584 (1527 amino acids)
Biological process (GO): regulation of transcription by RNA polymerase II; nucleosome organization
Cellular component (GO): nucleus; chromatin
Molecular function (GO): DNA binding; ATP binding; chromatin binding
Source: RefSeq, a predicted model, not a curated record
AUGGUUGAGCCUGCUACUUCCUCGGAGACCAUUCCUAGACAUUCGGAAGACCCCAUGUCUCCCUACGAGAAUGGCCACAAGUUCUCUGACAGUGAGAGCGAGCUGUCGGAUCCCGCCGAACCUGUCGCUGCCGUAGCCUCGCCGCCUUCCAUUCAAGCCGACGAUGACCAUCAUCCAAGUGAUCAUCACAAUUCGAGCUCCACCGAACCCGAAGCUGAUGCUGAUGCCGAUUUCGAGAUGGAUAUGUCAACUCAGCUCCAUGAAGCAAAGUCCGAGCCCGAGGACCAUGACUCUUCUUCCGACGAAUCCAUAAGACCUGCCAAGAGAAAGACACAUCCUGUCGACGAAGAUGACUACAUGCGGACGAACCCCGAGAUGUAUGGCUUAAGACGGAGUGGUCGUGCUCGACCCACCGCCAAUCUAGCUGAAUCUUCAGGAGAGCAAGACUCGGAUUCAGACAUCGCCCCCCGUCCUCGCAAACGCCUGAGGGCUGGUCCUUCUCAGCGUUCCUCCAACCACCACACUCCCAUUGUCGAAUCUCCUACCGACUCCGACGAUGACUCCGACGCUUAUGGUGGCCGUCGCGCAAAACUUUCCAAGAAACAACGUCGAAGGUUGCUCCAGUCUGCCGAGAGCCUGACGCCUGCACAUGCCGAAAUUCGCUUUUCUACCCGUAGGGCGGGCAAAGUUUCCAACUACAAUGAAGACGACGACGACGAAAUGUUUGUUGAGGACGAUCCCGAUGUCUUGACCCCCAACUACUACGCCAAUGGAGUCGAGGACAACUCUCCCGCCAUCGACAUCGUCCUCAAUCAUCGGCUAAAGGCGGAUGUCACCACCCCUUCACAGGCAAAAGAGGAUUAUGAAUUCCUGAUCAAGUGGCAGCAAAAGGCAUACUACCAUGCUACAUGGGAGAGUCUUGAUUCCCUAGCUGGCGUCAAAAGUCUCCGUCGUCUCGAUAACUACAUCCGAAAGACCUUGAUGGAAGACAUUCGCAUCCUCAAUGGUCCUGGCAUUGCCAUCGAAGACAGAGAAAAGUGGAUCCUCGACCGUGAGCAAUACAACGACACCAUCGACGACUACAAAAAGGUGGAGCGAGUCAUUGGUGAUCGUGCCGGUGAUGAAGGCACCGAGUAUUAUGUCAAGUGGAAAGGUCUGUUCUAUGACCACGCUACCUGGGAGCCCUCAAAUCUCGUCUCUCAGAUCGCUCAAAAUGAGAUAGAUCGUUACAUCAAUCGUCAACGGGAAGAGUUCAAGUCUAAUGCCACCGAAACAAGUCUUGCAACUCGAUCAUCAUUCCAACCUGUCCGUGAACAACCCUCAUACAUCCAGAACGGCACCCUGAGGGACUUUCAAUUGACUGGAUUGAACUUCCUUGCCUAUAACUGGGUCAAAGCCAAGAACGUGGUACUCGCUGAUGAGAUGGGUCUCGGCAAGACUGUCCAAACAGUUGCAUUUCUGAGUUGGUUGAAGAACAAUCGUGGCCAACAGGGUCCAUUUCUCGUUGCCGUCCCUCUUUCCACCAUGCCGGCUUGGGCUGACACAUUUGACUUUUGGGCUCCUGACAUGAACUAUGUCAUCUACAACGGAAAUUCGACUGCUCGCAACAUCAUCAAAGAGUACGAACUGCUUCCCGAUGGCAGUUUGCGUCAUCCUCGGUUCCACGUUCUCCUCACUACUUAUGAGUACGUGCUUCAAGACUCCGUCUUCUUGAAUCAGAUCAAAUGGCAAUUCAUGGCUGUAGAUGAAGCACAUCGCCUCAAGAACCGAGACUCUCAACUUUAUGACAAACUCCGAGAGUUCAAAGCUCCUGCUCGGCUUUUGAUCACUGGAACCCCUGUUCAAAACAACUUGGGCGAACUCUCGGCUCUUUUCGACUUCUUGAAGCCUGGUGUUGUCAACAUUGAUGAGAACAUGGACUUGACGACUGAAGAAGCUAGCGCCAAGAUCGCUCAACUGACAGAAGACAUCAAGCCAUACAUGCUGCGUAGGACAAAACAGAAGGUCGAAAAGGACCUGCCACCAAAAACUGAGAAGAUCAUCCGAGUCGAGCUCUCCGACAUACAAUUGGAGUAUUACAAGAAUAUUCUCACCAAGAAUUAUGCGGCUCUGAACCAAGGCGCAAGAGGCCAGAAACAGUCUCUUCUCAACAUCAUGAUGGAACUCAAGAAAGCAAGCAACCACCCUUUCAUGUUUCCCAGUGCUGAAGAUCGUCUUGUGCCUGAUGGUGCCCGACGUGAGGAAGUACUGCGGGCGCUUGUCACGAGCAGUGGUAAGAUGAUGCUGCUUGACCAACUCUUGACCAAGCUCAAGCGUGACGGUCAUCGUGUCCUCAUCUUCAGUCAGAUGGUCAAAAUGUUGGACAUUCUCGGUGACUACAUGGAUUACCGUGGUCAUGCUUAUCAGCGAUUGGAUGGUACCAUUGCUGCUGCCCCGCGUCGCAUUGCCAUUGACCAUUUCAAUGCACCGGACAGUUCCGAUUUCUGCUUUCUUCUCUCAACUCGUGCUGGUGGAUUGGGCAUCAACCUUAUGACGGCUGAUACUGUUAUCAUCUUCGACUCCGAUUGGAAUCCUCAGGCUGAUCUUCAGGCAAUGGCUCGUGCUCACAGAAUUGGACAGGUCAAGCCAGUCAGCGUGUAUCGUCUAGUGUCCAAGGAGACCGUUGAGGAAGAAAUAUUAGAACGAGCAAGAAACAAGUUGAUGUUGGAGUUUCUCACUAUCCAGCGCGGGGUCACCGACAAAGAGACCCAAGCGAGGCGUAGUGCCCUCGUCGGUGAGCCUGGCUCAUCAAGCGAGAUUUCAAGAAUCUUGAAGAAGCGCGGCCAAAAGAUGUUUGAGCAAACAGACAAUCAGAAAAAGCUCGAAGAGCUCGAUCUCGAUGCAAUGUUGAACAAUGCUGAGGACUACAAGGUCGAGCAACCCGAUAACACCGAGGCCGAUGGUGGUGAGGAAUUCCUGAAAAGUUUUGACUUUGUCGAUGUGAAAGUGGAUGAACUGUCUUGGGAUGAUAUUAUUCCUAAAGACCAGCUAGAUGGUAUCAAAGCAGAAGAACAGCGAAAAGCCGACGAGAAAUAUCUAGCUGAAGUCAUCGAGCAGAACAAACCUCGAGUUCGAAACCAGAAUACCGAGGAUCGCGAAGCUCGGAAAGCCAGACGACAGGAACAGCGACAGAAAGAUGUCGAAUCUGACAGCGAAUCUGACGAAGGCCCUAAAUCUGACCCAUCACGCCCAUUGAGUGAAAGAGAGUAUCGUUAUCUCAUCAAGGGUCACCUCCGUUAUGGCUCAAUCGAUGAUCGACAAGAAGAGUUCCUCACAGAAGCUCGACUCAAGGGUAGGGAUAUCAAUGUCGUCAAAGCUGCGAUGCAAGAGGUCUGGGACAAAUCGGAACAACUCUUCAAAGAAGAGCAGGUCCGAAUGGCAGAGCUGGAACGCAAUUCUAGUCGUCCCAUUACCAAGAAAGACAAGAAAGCUGUCUUGUUUGAACUCCAUGGAGUCAAACGCAUCAACGCCGAAACCAUCCUCGACCGCCCUGGCGAGAUGCGCCUGUUGAAAGAAGUUACCACCAAGGAUGCCGAUUUCAAAUCAUUCCGCAUCCCGGACGCAACCAAAAAUGCGGGUUACAGUUGUCCUUGGGGUGCUCGAGAGGAUGGCAUGCUCUGCGUUGGGAUAACUCGUCACGGCUACGGUGCAUGGGAGAAAAUUCGCGACGACCCUGAUCUUGGUCUUCAUGACAGGUUCUUUUUGGAAGAGCAUCGUGUGGACAAAAAGGCAGAACGCGAGAAACUCGACGCCAAAAAUGCCAAAUCUCCCGGUGCAGUUCAUCUUGUCCGAAGAGCAGAUUAUCUUUUAUCCGUGUUGAAGAGCAGUGUUGGCAAUGAUCCUGUUGCCAAGCGAGCGGUUGAGAAUCAUCAUCGGAACAAUAAGAAACUGGAUAAACCCAGACAUAGUGAUUCUCCGGUCACUGGAUCGGCUCGCAAAGCACAUCGCGAAUCUGACAAACACAGACGACCUGCUAGCCAGCCACACAGGGAUAGCACCGAAAGAUAUGGGACACCAAAGUCGGAAUUCCGCCACAACCACAAAGACCGUGAAAAUGAGAACAGAGAUCAUAGGGACAAGAAGCAUCGUGAUCAUGAAGGUUCUCAUCAUCGACACGGGAGUGACCUUCGGCGAAGUGAGGGUGCACCAAAUGGUAGCUCGACUGAUGUUGAUCCGCUCAUGGUUAUGCUGUUCAAGCCUGUCCGUGAAAGCUUGAAAAAGAUCAAGGCCACCACCAAGGGCGCCAUUCCUGACGGGCAACAGAGAGCGAAUGAGCUUCGAGCGUUGCUCAAACAAAUCGGUAACUUCAUCACUGAUCAAGUUGCAGACCUUGAUGACAACCAUGAAUCAGUUGAGAAGCGGUUCUGGGAUUAUGCUGCAACCUAUUGGCCAAACAAGGGCAUUCGGGGUUCUGAGCUUCAAAAUAUCCAUGGCAAAAUUGUGGCUUCUGACAAGAAGCUUGCAGGCGAAGGUUCACCAAAUGAUGACUCCAGUAAUGUUGAUGGUCGAGCCAAUGGAUCUUACCGCACCUCACCACCACAUUAG